This is a messenger RNA of Polyodon spathula (Mississippi paddlefish), 4502 nucleotides long. RefSeq names its product melanotransferrin-like. The transcript is spliced from 16 exons. Bases 274 to 2478 code for a protein of 734 amino acids. Gene Ontology annotation, biological process: iron ion transport. Gene Ontology annotation, cellular component: recycling endosome; early endosome; extracellular region. The record is from RefSeq and is a predicted model, not a curated record. Lineage: Eukaryota; Metazoa; Chordata; Actinopteri; Acipenseriformes; Polyodontidae.
CUCUCUUGAGUUCAAUUCGAAAACCUGUAUUACAAAAAGCUACAGUUAAGAUGACGUCUUGAGAAGUGAGUGAUACAAAUACCAUAGAAGUAAAUUACUCACACGUUUUGCUGAAAAAAAGUUAAAAAAAAAAAAAAAAAAAAAAAAAAAAAAACAGAUAACUGCAUGACUGGAGUUUGACUAAAGUCACUGGAUUUCAGUGAACACAGCGAGCAGGUAUAAAACUAAGACAGAGAAAACUGAAAGUUAAGUGUAACGGAAGCAGCCAUUACCAUGAAGACGUGGACUGUUAUAUUUUGUUUUCUUAUUACGCUCCAGGCAGUUUUGAGCCUGAGCAAGCUGAGAUGGUGUAUAACCUCAGACCUAGAACUGAGAAAAUGCCAAGACAUGGUGACGGCUUUCCGUGAUGCUAACAUCAAACCUGCCCUGGAGUGUGUGGAGGGGGGCUCCUCAGAAAACUGUGCACUGUUCAUUUCGACUAACCAGGCAGAUGCAGUGACACUGGAUGGAGGAUUUAUUUACGAAGCUGGGAAGAAGUUUAACCUCAAACCCGUGUCUGGAGAAGUGUAUGACGAAGUAUCACAAGGCACCUAUUUAGCUGUGGCUGUGGUCAGAAAGAACAAUACUGAAAUCAACAUGAACAACCUGAAAGGGAAGAAGUCCUGUCACACCGGGCUGAGCCGCACUGUCGGGUGGAACGUCCCUGUUGGGUAUCUCAUUGACAGCGGCAGGAUGUCUGUGAUGGACUGCAAUAUUCCACAGGCUGUGAGUGAGUUUUUCUCAGCCAGCUGUGUCCCUGGUGCCGGUGUUAGCGGCUACCCACCCUCCCUCUGCCAGUUAUGCAUAGGUGAUGAAAACGGGGGGACCAGGUGUGCGAAGAAUUCUCAGGAAGAGAGAUAUGCCGAUUAUAGCGGUGCUUUCAGGUGCUUGGCUGAAGGUGCUGGUGAUGUUGCAUUCGUCAAGCACACAACUGUGGCUGACAACACCAAUGGAGCAAAUCCAGCCGUGUGGGCCAAGGACCUGAAGUUAAAUGAUUUCCAGCUCUUGUGUCGUGAUGGGUCGCGCGCUGAGAUUAACAGCUACGCAGGGUGCAACUUGGCUAAGGUUCCUGCCCAUGCAGUAGUUGUUAGACCUGACACUAAUGGUGCAGAGGUCUUCAGUAUGUUGCAGGCUGGGCAGAGGCAGUUUGGUAGUGAUCACAAUAUUGGCUUCAAGAUGUUUGACUCCUCUGUCUAUGGGGGUAAAGACCUUUUGUUCAAAGAUUCCACGAUUAGGCUGAUUGCAAUUGAAAAUCAGAGCUACCAGGACUGGCUGGGAGAGGAGUACCUACAUGCUCUGAGUGGGUUGGACUGCAGCCCAGACAGACUGCCAGAAUAUCUGCGUUGGUGCACGCUGUCCCAUGGUGAGCUGUUGAAAUGUUCCGAUAUGGCGACAAGCUUUUCAAACAAAAACCUGAAGCCAAAGGUUCAGUGUGUCUCGGGGGCUUCUCCUGAAGACUGCAUGCAGCUAAUUAAGAAAAAGGAGGCUGAUGCAGUUACACUGGACGGUGGCUUUAUUUACACGGCAGGAAAAACCUAUGGCCUUGUUCCAGCUGCCGGAGAGAGCUACGCUUACGAUGUCCAGGGAGGUACAUACUAUGCUGUGGCGGUGGUGAAGAGGUCCGGCCCCAACGGAUUUGCAUUCAGUGAACUGAAAGGAAAGAAGUCCUGCCACACAGGCUACCAGAGGACAGCUGGCUGGAAUAUUCCUAUAGGAACUCUCAUGGAGAAUGGGCUUAUAAGACCCGAUAACUGUGACUUCCCCAAAGCCACUGGGAGCUUCUUCAGUGCCAGCUGUGUGCCUGGAGCCAAUCAGCCAGGCUUCCCGUCCAGCCUGUGUGAACUUUGCAAGGGGGAUGCUAAUGGGAAUAAUAAGUGUGAACGUAGCAACAACGAGCUUUACUAUGGUUACAAUGGAGCUUUCAGGUGUCUGGCAGAAGGUGGCGGGGAUGUUGCCUUUGUGAAGCACACCACAGUCUUUGACAACACUGAUGGUAAAAACUCAGAGUCUUGGGCAGCAGGCUUGCAUCACAUGGAUUUUGAGCUUCUGUGUCCAAACGGAACACGUGCACCAGUGACUGAAUAUGCAAAGUGUAACUUAGCUCUAGUUCCUGCCCAUGCAGUCAUGGUCCACCCAGAAACUAACACCUAUGCAGUGUAUGGACUCCUCAGUAAAGCCCAGGAUUUCUUUGGAAAUGACAGCAAUCCCAACGGAUUCAGCAUGUUUGAUUCCUCCAGGUAUCAAGGGACGGAUUUGAUCUUCAAAGAUUCAACGCUCCACAUCAUGGGAGUUGGAGAGAAAAAAACGUAUGAUGAAUGGCUUGGGCAAGGCUACAUGGCGUCUUUGAAUAUGCUGGAGUGUUCGGCCGCAGCUGUUUCCACCACCUCAGUUGUCCUCGUCACUGCUCUGAGUUUCUUCCUGACGUGUUACGGCAUUUGACCUAUGACCCCACCAGGACUGCCCGCUGUGAUCAAGAAAAAGAAAACCUCUCACAGAUCGUCUCUAUUCCAAUUCUGCCUGCUUGGUCUGAAGGUGUGAAACAUGGAUCACGGGAAUUCAAGCUAAUCCACACCUUCCUGGCAUUUAUAGUCCUGCUGUAAAAGCGAAAUGUAAAAUGCAGAAUUUUGAUACUUUUGGGGAGGAUCGCAUAAUUAAAAUCCUUUACUGUAGUUGAUCCAUUUUGGGGAAGGAGUGACAGGUAAUUUAAAACAAGUGAAUACAGUUGGAUGCCAUUUAGAGGUAGUUGGCUUUGAAUUAGUUACACGCUGCUGUUUACCCCCUUUUGUAGUGUAACACUGAAAAAUGCAUACCAGUGUGCUGCAGUAUCAGGACCACUGUGCACUAUUUGUUCUCAUGCCUUUGUGUUACUAUUGUUGCUUAUUUUCACAGUGUGCAACUGUAAUUUUCCACCAACCUAUUCAAAUGGCUGCCUAAUUAAGAUAGAUCUUGCUGCUCCAAAGGCAUUCAUUUGUAUCAGUUAAUGUUCACUCCCCCAUCCUCAGCUCUCCUCUUUCAUUAAAAACCAACUUUAGUUCCUAUGAGGAUGACCUGAACUCAAACAUGCUGCAGCCCUACACUCAGAAGACCUUUAAUUUGGUGAGUUCAGGAGCACACACCUUGUCUGUAUAUGUUCGUGUGUGUGUGUAUGUGAGUUGGGAGCAUCCCUAAUGCUACCUAUUCUUAUUGCUUACUGCAUAUUUCAGUCUUAGCCUGUUAGACCCAAUUUAUUACGAAGGCUAUGCUUAUUUCUUGUUUGAAGACAGCUGCAUCAGUGUGUAGUACUGCCUGUUCCAUUAACAUGUUCCUUCAGGGUUUCUAAAGGCAAGUGCCAUAUCAGUGAGUAUGCAUUGCCCGUUACAUAGUCUGCAUCUUCCUUUAGGGUUUCUAAAAGCAAGUGCCAUAUCAGUGAGUAUGCAUUGCCUGUUACAUAGUCUGCAUCUUCCUUUAGGGUUUCUAAAAGCAAGUGCCAUAUCAGUGAGUAUGCAUUGCGUGUUACAUAGUCUGCAUCUUCCUUUAGGGUUUCUAAAAGCAAGUGCCAUAUCAGUGAGUAUGCAUUGCCUGUUACAUAGUCUGCAUCUUCCUUUAGGUUUUCUAAAGGCAAGUGCCAGUGAGUAUGCAUUGCCUGUUACAUGAGUUUUUUCUUUUGAGCUAUUUGAUGGCACGUGCCAUAUCCGGGUAUAUGCAGUGUCUUGCACUUUGUAGCCUGUAACGCAAUAACUAAUGCCAGAUCAGUGAAUAUGCAUUACAGUAUUAUUCUGCCUGGCUUCAUGAUCACUUACCCACUAUAGGAACAGGCGCUACCUGUGGCUUUUUUUUCUAAAACGAUGGUGUGUUCUCCCCAAGCACCAAGAAUAACGCAGUUCAAUUAAAGACCAUAUAGCUUCAAAAUUACUUUUUCAUCUACCUGACUUCAGGAGGUGCUCUUUAGUAGUAGUUGCUUGCUGUAGACGUACGCUACAUAAGAAACUUUCAAAAAUCAUUUAUAAUGGUUGCCAGUGGCUCUUAGUGUACUUCUUUAUGCAAUAUGUGUGUACAACACAGCAUGAUCAUAGAAAAUUAACUAAUUCCAUUCAGGCUUGGGUGGAACACUGCAUUUUGACACAAACAUUGUGAAAAAGUGAUUUGUAGUUUUUUUGCAGAGCAACAACAGUAUAAUGCAAUUGUAUGAUGUACCAUUAAAGAGAACUAGCAGUGUAUGACACCUAAGCUUAUAGCCAUUGCUUAUGCUGCUAAAGCAGUGUUCACUGUAUGCUUGUCUACUGUACUUGAGUUCUGUUGUAAAUCUAAUCAUUGAGUGCUUUAGUGAUUGGGCAUGUUCUAUUGUCUUAUGCUUAGUAUAAGGUGCUCAGAUACCAUGUCAGUGUAUAUAUGCUGAACAACACAUUUUAUAUGACUGCUUGUACUGAGUUCAAUACAGAUUUCUAUAAUGAGAUGACCUGUAUUUUUGUAACUAAUAUUUAGUU